AUGAACCGCCCCGCCACCGCCCAGACACGCAACGAACAGGAGAUGAUGGAGAAAUCCAAGCGCGCGCUGGAGACGGCCACCGACCCCGUGGAGAAGCUGCGCUUGCAGCUGCUGUCCAGGGGAUCAUCUGGCAUCAUCGGUUUUGGCAGGGUGUUCCGUCGCAUGGACGACGACAAGAACCGCAUGCUGAACCUGGAGGAGUUCGGCGAGGGCAUGCGGGACUCCGGCCUCAAGCUGAAUGACGCCGAGCUCAAGGCCAUGUUCCAGGCGUUCGACAAGGACAAGUCGGGCUCCAUCAGCUUCAACGAGUUCCUGGAGAAUAUUCGCCCCCCAAUGUCGGCCGCCCGGCGGAACGUGCUGAUGGAGGCGUUCCGCAAGAUGGACACCAGCGGCGACGGCGUGCUCAGUCUGGAGGACAUUCGGCAGACGUACAGCGUCGACUCGCACCCCAAGUACAUUAGCGGCGAGCUCACCAAGGACCAGAUCCUCAAUCAGUACCUGGCCAACUUCGAGAAGAACGGCACGGUCGACGGCAAGGUGACCAAGGAGGAGUUCAUCGACUACUACUCGGGCGUCAGCGCCUCCAUCGACACUGACGCCUACUUCGACCUCAUGAUCCGAAACGCCUACAAGUUGUAGGCGGCCGGCCGGAGGCGGGGCUCGGGAGUCUGCACGGCCAGCGCGUGCCACACCGCGCCGGGCCCGGCCCGGCCGGCGGAGAACGGCGCCAUCUUUGA
Molecule: messenger RNA, 737 nt
Organism: Pollicipes pollicipes
Lineage: Eukaryota; Metazoa; Arthropoda; Thecostraca; Pollicipedomorpha; Pollicipedidae
Product: calcyphosin-like protein
Exons: 4
Coding region: 1-639 (212 amino acids)
Molecular function (GO): calcium ion binding
Source: RefSeq, a predicted model, not a curated record